AUGACCACCAUGGAUUCUAAACCCCAAUUUCCCCUAUUCAGCGCCCUCCCUACCGAACUCCGGAUCAAGAUCUGGGAAUUCGCUCUUCCAGGACCCCGCACCGUGCCCGUCCGGUACAGCCGCGUCGCCAAACAAUACAUAUCCCCCCUACCUCCCCCAGCGCUCUUACACACCAAUCCGGAAUCGCGCGCUAUCUGCCUCACUCAAUACACGCGACUAAUCCUCUCGCCCAAGCACCCCUCCUCGAUUUUCGUCUCGUUCCCGCUCGACACCAUCUUCUUCGACACGCUCGACUGCAGUCCCGAGGGCGAUCUGGCAUAUGAUCUCGUGGCGAGCCCGCACAGUGAUCGCAUCCUGCGCUGCGCAAUCGAUGUCCAGGUCUGGGAGGUCCUGCGCGUGUUCCGCUUUGAUAGCCUGAGCGAGGUGCGGCUGAUGCCCAAUCUGCAGGCGAUUGCGCUGGUGAUGCCGAAGGAGUCGUCGGGUGCUGGUGAGGAGAGAGGAGAGGGGGAGGGGGAGGACGCGGAUGGCCGCGGACUGGAGAGGGAAAGAGGCGCGCUGGUCAGGGAGUUUAGUGAUAGUUUGUGGUAUGUGGAGAAUUUGAGGCAGACGCUGGAGAGUGGCGUGAGGAAGCAUUGGGGAGAUGGCAUGCCGUCGGUGCAGCUGUGGUUCUCGCGAUGA
This is a messenger RNA of Amorphotheca resinae ATCC 22711, 678 nucleotides long. RefSeq lists its product as hypothetical. Bases 1 to 678 code for a protein of 225 amino acids. The transcript has 2 exons. Lineage: Eukaryota; Fungi; Ascomycota; Leotiomycetes; Helotiales; Amorphothecaceae. The record is from RefSeq and is a predicted model, not a curated record.